AUGACAAACAAAGAAGAUGCCAAGAACUUGGGUUACUUGGAAGUGAAUCUAUUUGAUGAAAUGGACCAGGGAUCACUAAGUGAAUACAUGGACAUGGAGCCAACUGUGAACAUGGAUGAAAGCCAGGACCUUGAAGCAUUGACAAACAGACUGGAGGCAAUGGGCAUGUGGGAAGUCAUGGAUCUACCACCUGGAAUGAACACUGUUGAUACCAAAUGGGUGCUGGAAGUGAAAACAGAUGCAAACCUGGUACCUACAAAGUUCAAAGCGAGACUCAUGGCAAGAGGGUUCACUCAGAGAGAAGGUGUCAAUUAUGCCAAAAUCUUUGCACCUGUAGUGCCAAUCCAAUCAAUUAGAGGAAUAUUGGCUGUGGUGGCUGUGCAAGACUGGGAGAUAGACUUGGUUGAUGUCAAGCAGGCAUACCUCAACUUGAACCUACACCACAACAUAUACCUGAAGCCACCAAUUGGAACAAAAGUGCCCCCAGGGAAGGUCUUCAAGCUGAAAAAGGGGUUAUAUGGUUUGAAACAGUCAGGGCAAGAGUGGAACACAGAAAUGGACUCACACUUUCAGAGGAUAGGAUUUCACUGCAUGCCCAGCACACCCUGUCUGUACAUGAGAGGAACAGGAAAUGGGAUCACAGUCAUCACAGCAUAUGUCAAUGACAUGCUGAUAGCCUCACCAAGUUGCAAGGAGGUGGAUCGCACCAAGAGUGAGAUCAUGAACAAGUGGGGAAUGGAAGACAAUGGGAGAAUAAAGGAGUUUCUUGGCAUCAAGAUCACAUGGGACCAAACUCAAAGAAGCAUAUCCCUGGACUUAACAGCAUACAUUAAAGCAAUGGUGAGCAAAUGGUUACAGAGAGUGACAGAGAAAUCCUGGGUUCCCAUGCAGGACAUCACUGUGAGCACCAGAGGAAACAUAUGUUCACCAUCACAAAGCAAGGAAUACCAGGAGCUCAUGGGACAACAUUUAUGGAUAUCAAACACAGUGCAACCAGACAUAUCAUUCACAGUGGGGACUUUAGCAUGA
Ustilago hordei is the source of this 1029-nucleotide messenger RNA. RefSeq lists its product as uncharacterized. The transcript has 2 exons. The record is from RefSeq and is a predicted model, not a curated record. NCBI's taxonomy places the organism in Eukaryota, Fungi, Basidiomycota, Ustilaginomycetes, Ustilaginales, Ustilaginaceae. Bases 1 to 1029 code for a protein of 342 amino acids.